Messenger RNA from Anguilla rostrata (American eel), 3976 nucleotides. RefSeq names its product PTB-containing, cubilin and LRP1-interacting protein-like. Gene Ontology annotation, biological process: regulation of mitochondrial membrane potential; regulation of reactive oxygen species metabolic process; negative regulation of D-glucose import across plasma membrane. The record is from RefSeq and is a predicted model, not a curated record. Gene Ontology annotation, cellular component: cytoplasm. Bases 555 to 1187 code for a protein of 210 amino acids. The transcript has 4 exons. Lineage: Eukaryota; Metazoa; Chordata; Actinopteri; Anguilliformes; Anguillidae.
GCAGUGACUGAUCCGCGUGUUUAGGGGAGCAAGAACUUAAUCUGGGACGAGUCAACGCAUUUUUCGCGUUUCAUGCUGAUUUGCCAUCUCUUAAAUUGGCGAUAGGCUUUAUGAAAUUGAAGAGAGUCAGGGUUUAAGCUUCAGUGCCCCCACCCCGAACAAAAAUCUACAGCCCUCGUAAACCCCUGUGAUUUCCUCGUCUUAAAGUUUGCAAAGGAAGAAAUUUCUACAAACAGCUAUGCGCACACGCAAAAUGUAAUCCAAACUACGAUCUGUCAACAGAUCUACAUGUCUGCAGCUGUGCCUGUGCAUGUGGCGACCCGGAACCCUCCCCCUGCAGGUCAUCCCUGAACCGAAUUGUUUGAGGGGGAAAAGGUGGCGCGGGGGGCGGCGCAGGCGGGGCUCCGUUCUCGCACACCAUUGGAAUUCGCAGUCCGCCUUCUCCGAAUGAGCUGCUCCGGACCGCUGUGGCAAAGGGAGACGCCGGGGUGAACACCAGCGAACCAUCAGCCAGCCAGACAGCCAUCCGGAUAGGACCUCUAUAUCGCGAUAAUAUGUGGCAGCCAGCGACAGAGAGACUGCAGCACUUCCAGACGAUGCUGAAGUCCAAGCUGAACGUGCUGACCCUGAAGAAGGAGCCGCUGCCGACCGUCGUGUUCCACGAGCCGGAGGACAUCGAGCUCCGGUCCACCUCGCCGCUGGCCAAGAGCCGAGCCCCCACCGGCUACAAGGUGGCGUACCUGGGCAAGGUGACGAUCUCGGGGUCCCAGUUUCCGUCGGGGUGCACGGAGUCGGCGGUGACCGGGCUGUGGGAGGGGCGGGGCCGGGCCGCCCCCGAGGCCGACGCCCUCUUGGAGAUCCGCCCCUUCCAGGUGCGCCUGCGGCGGCUGGACGAGCGGGGCGAGGCGGCCUCGGUCGCCGCGGAGACGCAGCAGGUGUCGCGCAUCGCCUACUGCACGGCGGAGCACGCGGUCAGCCCCAGCGUGUUCGCCUGGGUGCACCGCCGCAUCAACGACGACCUCAGCUUCCAGCUGGACUGCCACGCGGUGGAGUGCGGCAGCCGGGUGGAGGCCAAGCGCCUGGCCCACGCCAUGAUGGAGGCCUUUCGCCAGACCCUGCACCGCAUGCACAGCGAGGGCCGCAUACAGCCCCCCCCCGCCGGAGACUCCGCCCCCGGAAUGAUUUAAAGAUUUAUGUGACCGCGCCCCACCUGCCCCACCCCCCCCCCCCCCAAACCUGCCCGCGUGGGGAACAGAGAGAGAGGGGCUGCCUCACUGGACAGUAGCGGCUGAUAAAGAAAGGGUGGAGUGCGGGUUGCCUUUUUUUGGGGGGGGGGGGUGAUGGGGUGGGAGUGGGAGUACAGGUGGGGUGAGAACUUGGGGACCUAACGCAAAGAAAAGUAACAUGGAUACCGUCUAGUUCAACCUGUACAGCUGUGCAGGUCCGACAGAUACAGUCUAGUUCACCUGCACACCUGUACAGCUGUGCGGGUCCGACAGAUACAGUCUAGUUCACCUGCACACCUGUACAGCUGUGCGGGUCCGACAGAUACAGUCUAGUUCACCUGCACACCUGUACAGCUGUGCGGGUCCGACAGAUACAGUCUAGUUCACCUGCACACCUGUACAGCUGUGCUGGUCCGACAGAUACAGUCUAGUUCACCUGCACACCUGUACAGCUGUGCGGGUCCGACAGAUACAGUCUAGUUCACCUGCACACCUGUACAGCUGUGCGGAUCUGACAGAUACAGUCUAGUUCACCUGCACACCUGUACAGCUGUGCGGGUCCGACAGAUAGUCUAGUUCACCUGCACACCUGUACAGCUGUGUGGGUCCGACAGAUGCAGUCUAGUUCACCUGCACACCUGUACAGCUGUGUGGGUCCGACAGAUACAGUCUAGUUCACCUGCACACCUGUACGGCUGUGUGGGUCCGACAGAUACAGUCUAGUUCACCUGCACACCUGUACAGCUGUGUGGGUCCGACAGAUACAGUCUAGUUCACCUGCACACCUGUACAGCUGUGCGGGUCCGACAGAUACAGUCUAGUUCACCUGCACACCUGUACAGCUGUGCGGGUCUGACAGAUACAGUCUAGUUCACCUGCACACCUGUACAGCUGCUGUGGUUUUUGAGGGCUCAUUCUGCUACUCUGACUUUGCCGCAGCAACCUUGACUGAACAUAAUGGGAGUCCCUCAGUGCUCUUGAGUUUGACUUUACAUUUGAAUGAAUUUUUUGCCGUCGUAACAAAUGUGACACAUUCCUUAAUUGCCUUCUGACAGUGAGGGGAGACUUGCGGUGUGUGUGUGUGUUACCGUGGAGCUUUUGGAGAUGGCGGUAUAGACCUGGGUGGGGGGGUGGGGGGGUGGGGGGUUCGGGGGGGUGCGGGUGGUUUCGUUUGAUUGACGAGUGGACGACUUUUAAGUUCUGCAGCUCUUAAACGACGUUACGUCCGACUCAGUCCUCAGGACUGAAGCCAGGGCAGUUGCAGUAUACUGGCCGUGCAGUAUUUCCGUUUGAAAACUUUUCUGUUUGAAAUCUUUUUGUUGAAGAAAUUUUUUUCAGCACGUGUCCAUGUCGAUGUCUGAAAUUAAUUUCAAGCUGUUUGGUUCGAUGUGCGGUACCAACCGAGAGGGUGGCAUUACUAGUAUUAAAUGUUAAAAUAGAUGUACGUGGCAUAAUUUGUACUCGUGCUGGGUUGAACAUUUUUAAAUCCAGUACUUUUUUAAAGAGAAUAUGUGCCAUAUAUUUGUGUGCCUGUGUGUGUGCGUGUGCGUGUGCGUGUGUGUGCGCGUCAAAUAAAAAUAUUAAGGUCACUAAAUUUAGUCUGUAUUUCAGGGAUAUAUUGAUGGAACCCUUCAGAGCUGAGUCUGGUGAGAGUCAAAGCUAAGGCCCUGUAUUUCGGCUGAAAACCACACACUCCAUUACAUCACUUAGUUCGCAGUCAUGUUUUUGGUUUGUGAAUUGUGAGGGGACCGUCUGCCGUUUUUGUUUGCUGUCAAGGUUGUGAUGGGAGACUGAGGCUUCGUUAAGCCCACAGUAGGCGGAGCUGCCCUUUCACCCCCUGAUCUGAACCAAUCACGUAUCUGCUGUGAAGUCUUUUUAAUUGGUUAAAUCUGUGAUUGACGGCUUACUGUAGCUCCACCCAUUUUGGGGCGAAUGAGACCUCUCUCCUCGACUGUCAGGUGCCUGUGUCCAAUCUUUAGUUCACUCUCAGGACUUUCUCGUCAGGAAUUUUCACAAAGUCUGAGGCCUACGUCUACACGUAGAGGGACGUUUUUGAAAACGCUUUAAAAAAAUAAAAAUAAUAAAAAAUCCCCGUCCACGCGCAAUACAUUCCUGGACUGAAUAUGCCGGCACUGAACAUGCACAGCAAAAUAAGGCUGUGCUCCGCGCCAAUUUUCCGACGUGGUUUACGGGAUGUGUGGUUUGCACGAUACGCGGGAAGCUCCGCUUUCGUCCGUCCACACGAAAAUACCGAAAAUGCCGUUUUCAACGAUCUCUGCGUCGGAGAGCGUCUUUGAAACGCUUCGUUUUUUUGCGAUUGUGGACAGGAGGCUAAAAUUGUUGCGUUUUCCAAAAAAUAUCCAUCUACCUGUAAAUCAAGCCUCAAUCCAAAUUGCAGUAGGGGACCCGUUAAGCUCCUGUCUUUGAAGUUUUCCUAUAAGCUCGUAAAUGAAACUAUUUUAACGGUUUUGUUUUUCAGACAUAGCAUAGAAUUUUUAACGGUACUAUUGUAAGUAAGCAAAAUGGAAGAAGUACGAUGUUGAUUUGCCAACUGUGAUUCUGAAUCCUCCCGCUUUGUGGCUAAGAGGCUGCAGGGGAUCAAUGUGAAGAAUGAGGGCCGUAUACAAUCAAAUCACAGGGCGGGCUGCGGUCAGGCCCGUCUCAGAAUAAAUGUAUCAUGUUUCAUUAUCUGUUUUCUACACUGUAUUUGAACAUAUAAAGCAACAGAAUAUAUAAAGUAUUUACCCAGA